AAACCUUCUCUCUUGGCCCAGCUGGGUACCCUGGUGAAAUCAGGAGGGAACUUGAACCUGCAAUGCUUCUCAGAGAUCGUAUUUGAGAAGUUCAUUCUGGUUCAGCACAGAUCAGGGAAAACUGAGAGCACUUUGCACCUUGCUGGGGAACUCCAUCAUGGAAGCUCCCAAGCCAACUUCUCCAUGAAUCCAGUGACAUCUGCUCAUGCAGGGACCUACAGAUGUUAUGGUUCUGUCAGUCACUCCCCCUAUGAGUGGUCAGCCCCCAGUGAACCCCUGGACAUUGUGAUCACAGGUGAGGGUACCCAAACCUGCCCUUCAUUCUCUUCGGGAUACAGGCUGGAUAUUCUAGUACGUGGAAAGAAUGUGUCCUUGUCCUGUGCCUCUAAGAGCUCUUUUGACAUGUACCAUCUAUCCAGAGAUGGGGAGGCCCCUGAACGCAGGCGCCCUGCAGUGCGGAGCCACAAUGGUACAUUCCAGGCUGACUUCCCUCUGGGCCCUGUGACCACAACUCACUGUGGGACCUAUAGAUGCUACGGGUCUUUCAGUGGCUCUCCCUAUCUGUGGUCAGCCCCAAGUGACCCAACGCACCUUUCUGUCACAGAUAACUCCAGCUCCCUGCAUGCUCUGAUCAGGUUCUCCGUGGUCACCAUCCUCCUUACCAUCCUCCUUUUCUUCCUCAUUCGUCGCUGGUGUCCUGCCAAAAAGAAUGCUGCUAUGGUGGGCCAAGAACAGUGA
This is a messenger RNA of Galeopterus variegatus (Sunda flying lemur), 738 nucleotides long. RefSeq names its product killer cell immunoglobulin-like receptor 2DS4. The record is from RefSeq and is a predicted model, not a curated record. Lineage: Eukaryota; Metazoa; Chordata; Mammalia; Dermoptera; Cynocephalidae. The annotation marks the transcript as partial. The transcript is spliced from 4 exons.